UUUCAUGGCAGAAUGUUCAGAGAUUUUUGAAUAAAAAGCAAUAAAUUUCCAUCACUGUUGUGUCAUAUCAAAUGCAAUUAGCCAAAACCAUUGUGUUGCAAUCCUGUCAUGAAGAAAAUUCUAUUGGAAUUUUGGUUAAAAAUUAAGCGGAAGGUAAACGCAGGAAGCGGGGCGGAGAAUUUUGGAUUACGUAUGUAGUUCAUUUUAUAAUUGAUACAAAUUUCUUUUUGUUCAUAAAUUAAUUCUAUAUUUCAUUGAUAAUUUCGAAAUAAUUUAUUUGAAAAAAUCAAUGGAAAAUUCUUUGAUGAAUAUUUUCGGAAAUUCUGAAAUAAUUUAUUUAUAAAUAAAUUGUUUCGAUAUUUUAUUCUGAUUUAUUUCCGAAAAUAUUCAUUAAAUAAAUAAAUUCGUUAUAAAUUAUUUCAUCCACCCCAAUGCAACCAACCGCCGGUGUUUUAGACCGCUGUUGAACAGCAGCGACUGAGCAGACAUCAAAUUCACUGGUCUGGUAAAUUACACUUGAAUUAAGAUGAACGUGUGUAACACAUUUCAAAAUCACAGCGAGCUAAGCAGUUCAGUUAAGCAUUCAUCGUCAUUCUACCAAAAGCUUCAUUUUCUUAGUUAUCUGAGUGAAAUUUUGACAAUGUUUAUGACAAUAUUUUGGUUAAUUAUUUGCUCUUGUUGCUUGAUAUCUGGUGAAUGGGUUCAAAUACCACAAUCUACUAGGAGUCCGCAUGCAAUCACACUAAAUACAUCAUUGAUGAUGAACAACGCAAAAAUUCAUAUCUUUGAUUAUUCUAAAUACAAGGAUUUCUUCAGUUAUAUAAACCCAAAGCCAGAUUUUGUGAAAGUAAAUAAAAGUAUUGUUAAUAUUCACUAUACAAACAAAUCCGAUAGAAAUGAUGAUUCAGCAAGUAUACAAAUAUUUAGUGAAGUGCAUCCUUCUAAAAUUGAUAGGGAGAAUAAGAAAAAUUAUCGAAAUUCACUCCAGAAAGAAGGAAGGAUUGUUAUUUUGAAACCGUUUAAUUUCGACGAAAUAAUAAAAUUUUUCAUGGAUGUGGAACAUUCAUUCUCAAUUGGCACUCUCGAAGGAAUUCAAUAUAAGACUAAAGUUUUGAAAAGUGUUCAAAAUGGCAUUUUAAUUGAUAUAGGUUUGCUUAAAAACGAAUGUCAUAUUCUUCAAAGUUGUGACAUAAACCAUUUUAUUACAGGAAGACGACUCAAAUUAUUAUUACCAUCGGCAGUUGUUCAGCGAAACGAAAAUCGCAUCAGGCGGUCGCCAAGCAAUCAUGAAAUGGAUUUUCCAUCAGCAGAAACUGCUCUCAUGACCAUAAGCUUUUUAACUUUGGCGGUAUUUCUAAUUAAACUUGUUCUUCAAGUUAUAAAUACGAUCAAGAGUAAACAUAUUGGACUACAUGCAAUGGCACCAUCAUCAGUGAAUGAAACACCUAUUAAGAUUAUUAAAACGAACCGUAACGCUAGAAAGUUGUCGCUACCAACAAUAAUAACAAUAGAUAAUCUUCAAAGCGUAACUGAACAAUAAAUGACAUUGAAGUGUACUGGAAAAUAUAAUGUAUUAUAACCAUCAAAUAAGAAAACAAUUGUUAUAAUGAAACAUAAAUGGAACUUGUCACUCAUUUCACAUUUAAUAUUUUCAAAGCGUUAAAUUUUCAACAGUCUUUGCUGUUGUCCGUACUU
Sitodiplosis mosellana (orange wheat blossom midge) is the source of this 1695-nucleotide messenger RNA. RefSeq lists its product as uncharacterized. NCBI's taxonomy places the organism in Eukaryota, Metazoa, Arthropoda, Insecta, Diptera, Cecidomyiidae. The record is from RefSeq and is a predicted model, not a curated record. The transcript has 2 exons. The coding region runs from base 527 to 1540 and encodes 337 amino acids.